AUGGGCUAUAGUAAAGGAAACCGCAUUCAAUAUUAUCCAAAUCCCAACAAUCACCAACAUACAAACGUUGGUGUUAUUCAAGAAUCAAAACCGAAUCAAAUGUACUCUGUUCUCCCAACUGGCGAAAGUAAACCGAUUGGUAUUUGA
This is a messenger RNA of Funneliformis mosseae, 147 nucleotides long. Lineage: Eukaryota; Fungi; Glomeromycota; Glomeromycetes; Glomerales; Glomeraceae. The record is from the annotation of a GenBank genome assembly.